AUGCCCCCCCAUCUCGACACUGUUAGCAUAAGCCUGCACCCCGCCCGCGUGUUUGCCAGCUCCAACACAAAGGGCAACGGGCGGAAACCCCGCAAGGCGGGCUCUUCCAGCGUGGCAGUGGCAGACGUCGCAACCCCCCUGACCACCUCCCGCACCCCCGAGAUCGAGGUCGACAGCGUGCUGGAGCAGGAGCUGAGCAGCAAUGGCUUCCGCUCCACACGGCGCACCAAGCUGAUCGCCACCAUCGGCCCGGCCUGCGAGUCCAAGGAGAUGCUGGACGCCAUGGCCAGCAACGGCAUGAACGUGGCCCGGCUGAACAUGUCCCACGGCUCGCACGCCUGGCACGCGGAGAUCAUUUCCCACAUUCGCGCCCUGAACAAGGAGAAGGGCUACUCCGUGGCCAUCAUGAUGGACACGCAGGGUAGCGAGGUGCACAUCAUGGAGAUGGCCGCCCCGCUCAAGGCUGAGACGGGGCAGGAGCUGGUGUUCACCGUGCGCGACCCGGCCGCCAGCCUGGGCGACGACGCCGCCAUCGCCGUGUCCUACGACGCCUUUGCCGAGGACGUGCAGGUGGGCGACGAGAUUGUGAUCGACGGCGGCAUGGUGUCCCUGGAGGUGGAGGGCAAGGCCGGCCCCGAUGUGUACUGCCGCGUGGUGGACCCCGGCCUGGUGCUGUCCCGCGCCAACCUGACCUUCCGCCGCGGUGGCCGGCCCGUGCGCGCCAAGAACGCCAUGCUCCCCGUCCUCUCCGCCAAGGACUGGGUUGAUGUGGACUUUGCGGUGCAGCAGGGCGUGGACUUCAUCGCGGUGUCCUUUGUCAAGUCGGCGGAUGUGAUCAACAACCUCAAGUCCUACAUCCAGAGCCGUUCGGCGCGCGACAUCGACGUCAUCGCCAAGGUGGAGUCCCCCGACUCCAUCCCCAACCUGGCCGAAAUCGUGGACGCGGCCGACGGCGUCAUGGUCGCGCGCGGCGACCUGGGCGCCCAGAUCCGCCUGGAGGACGUGCCCUCCGUGCAGAAAGAGGUGGUCCUGCGCUGCCGGCAGGCGGGCAAGCCGGUAAUCGUGGCCUCCCACCUGCUCCAGUCCAUGCACGAGCUGCCCACGCCCACGCGCGCCGAGGUGAGCGACAUCGCCGACGUGGUGCGCCAGCGCGCCGACGCGCUGAUGCUGUCGGGCGAGUCCGCGGCGGGGCUGUUCCCGCAAAAGGCGCUGGAGGUGCUGCGCAUCGUGGCCGCGCGCAUCGAGGGCUGGUGCCGGGAGGAGGGGUCGGGUGCCAUUGCGCUGCCGCGCAUCGCGGGGUCCCUGGACGCGCGCAUCGGGGAGGAGGUCUGCGCCUCGGCCGCCUCCAUGGCCGACAACCUGGGCGCCGCCGCCAUCUUCGUGUUCACGCGCCGCGGCGUCAACGCCUCCUGGCUGUCGCGCUACCGCCCCGACUGCCCCAUCUUCGCCUUCACCGACAGCCAGGAGGUGAGGCAGCGCCUGAACCUGCGCUGGGGCGUCAUCCCUUUCCUCGUCCGCUUCGAGGACGAUCCGGAGACCAACGUGACGCGCACCUUUGAGCUGCUCAAGCGCCGCAACCUGGUGGCCGCCAAGGACCUGGUGGUGGUGGUGUCCGACAUCCAGCGCACCAGCCAGCAGCACCGCUCCGUGCAGGUCCGCCACGUCUCCUGA
Molecule: messenger RNA, 1671 nt
Organism: Auxenochlorella protothecoides
Lineage: Eukaryota; Viridiplantae; Chlorophyta; Trebouxiophyceae; Chlorellales; Chlorellaceae
Product: Pyruvate kinase isozyme A, chloroplastic
Exons: 4
Coding region: 1-1671 (556 amino acids)
Biological process (GO): glycolytic process
Cellular component (GO): cytoplasm
Molecular function (GO): magnesium ion binding; pyruvate kinase activity; potassium ion binding
Source: RefSeq, a predicted model, not a curated record